Phaeodactylum tricornutum CCAP 1055/1 is the source of this 510-nucleotide messenger RNA. RefSeq lists its product with no specific name. Lineage: Eukaryota; Bacillariophyta; Bacillariophyceae; Surirellales; Neidiaceae. The coding region runs from base 1 to 510 and encodes 169 amino acids. The transcript has a single exon. The record is from RefSeq and is a predicted model, not a curated record.
AUGGCGCCCCAGAGCGAAUGUGCCGAUGCGGCAACUCGCUUCCACAAGAUCGCUGGAGAGCACGACGGCGCACCCAUGCCUGCUUGGGCUCAGCAGAUGGUGCAUCAGCAGCAGCAGAGCAUGCAACAGAUAGAUCAGCGUCUAGACCAGAUGGAUCGCCGUAUUCAACAAAUGGAUGAUGGUAUGCAGCAGUUCCAACAGAACAUUACGGAUCAGUUGACACAAUUUCACCAGAAUACCACGGAUCAAUUGGUGCUAAUUCAGCAAGAAAUUGCUAAGUCUCGCAACUCUUCCGUUGUCCGACCAGGAGAUGCAUUGGUGAGUCUCCCUAACCAGAACGGGCAUAAUCCUCCCGCCUUCUUCCCUCGUAACUUGAAGGAAUUGCUUGCGCUUUCGGGGACAAACUGCAACACCUUGCUGGCAUUCUACGAACUACAGGCGCAGGGCGGCGUGGAAAGCCGCCGCCUUGCUCUGGCCAUCUUCUUCGGAGUCCGUCGGCAUAUGUACUGA